GGAUGGGUGUAUUACAAUGACAAGCAGCCAAAAUAUCACCCACCUGAGUUGAUUGGCCAACAGUAUUCUUUUACAAUGAAACAGUCAUGCCAUUAUUCUUGCCAUGAAGAUGAAGCUUGAAUUUGGUGAUGAGAAGCUGACUUUUGAUCUAAAUGUUGAUGGGGAUGUCAAGAAAGGGCGAUUUGAUUAUGUCGGGGAGUUUAAGCUAACUUCUGAAAAGAGGGUCUGGAAAGAAGAACCAAACCAAAAUAGUAUGUACCAAGUGGUUCAGAACCUAAGAAGGCUUAAAGAGCUUCUUAGGAAACUUCACAAGGAUAAAUUUAAUAUGAUACAUAAGCAGGUGGAUGAGAAGAGAGACGAGCUGAUGAGAAUUCAAAGAGAUGUUAAAGCCAAUCCCAGCCAGUUCCUAUUUAAUAGAGAAAGGGAGCUAAUGCAUCCGAUGAACAGAGCCAUCAAGGCAUCUUAUCAAUUGAAGUUGGUGGAAGGUACGGAUGGUAUAGCAAGGGUAUUAGAGGAGCUCUUCAGUAAAAUGUUGGGCUCCACACACCCAAUAAAGGAGAUUGACAGAAAAGUUUUGGUGAAGGGCAAAAGCUUAACAGCAGAACAACAGCUGGAACUAAUAAAAGAAUUCAAACCUGAACUGGGCAGAGAUGUCCUGGAGGAUGCAGAUGCAGGACUUUGAAAAUAUUACUAACUCAAUGAUCCAAAAAUCGUUUUGCUCUGAUACCAAAAUGUAACACCCCAAUCCCUAUAACCCGGAAUUACACGAAUUAAGGUGAAACGAGAGUUAAAUAAAAAUUUCGCUUGACAUUUGAAAAUGACAAUUUCUUAUAAAUAUUAAAUUUACAGACUCUGGAUCGCGACCCAUUUAAAAAUAUUUUCAGAGUAAUGCGGAAUUACAAUAAUAAUCAAAUCAUGACACAUUU
Messenger RNA from Cuscuta campestris, 926 nucleotides. The record is from the annotation of a GenBank genome assembly. NCBI's taxonomy places the organism in Eukaryota, Viridiplantae, Streptophyta, Magnoliopsida, Solanales, Convolvulaceae.